GAGAACAAGUUUUAUUACGGGAAAGCGCCCAUGAAAAUGUACAUGGAGAUAAGUUCAGAGAAAAAUGGUCGGGACCCUAUCUUAUUCACCAAGUAUGGAAAAGUGGAAGUUACAAAUUACGUGAAAUGGAGUCACAAAGGAUUCUGAGAACACCAAUCAAUGGAGAUAGAUUAAAGAAAUACUGGGCCAGACCGGCCUGGGUACCAGAAGUUUUGAUUGAAUAA
Molecule: messenger RNA, 224 nt
Organism: Entrophospora candida
Lineage: Eukaryota; Fungi; Glomeromycota; Glomeromycetes; Entrophosporales; Entrophosporaceae
Source: the annotation of a GenBank genome assembly